This is a messenger RNA of Sabethes cyaneus, 1695 nucleotides long. RefSeq names its product phenoloxidase-activating factor 3-like. NCBI's taxonomy places the organism in Eukaryota, Metazoa, Arthropoda, Insecta, Diptera, Culicidae. The transcript has 4 exons. The record is from RefSeq and is a predicted model, not a curated record. Gene Ontology annotation, molecular function: serine-type endopeptidase activity. Bases 1 to 1695 code for a protein of 564 amino acids. Gene Ontology annotation, biological process: proteolysis.
AUGAAGACGGUCUUCAUAGCCAUACUCUCCGCGAUGCUGGUUACAGUCAGCUGUAAACGCAAAGUUCUACUAGAGUGUGGUAUUCCGAAGAUCUGGGCCCAGGAGCUGAUCACCAAUGCACAGGACACCGCUCCGGGGGACUGGCCAUGGCAUGCAGCGAUCUUUCGCCGCAAAGGUCAUUCAACGGAUUACGUGUGCGGUGGAACCGUAAUCAGCGAAGAAUUCAUCGUGACGGCGGCUCACUGCGUCAUGAAUGCGGCGAACGGUUUCCAGCUGGCCCCCAAUCGUAUAUUUGUUCGGUUGGGAAUUCACGAUCUGCAUGUGAUAAAUCCAGAAUUCAUACAGCAGCAUGAAGUCGGGAAAAUUUUUAAGUUUGCGAACUUUACUCGAUUUGUUGAUGACAUUGCAUUGCUUAAGCUUAGCACAAUCAUUCGUUUUACCGACUACGUCCAACCGGCUUGUGUGAAUUUGGAACCAAAUAUUACCGGAGAAUAUGGUACCGUUGUCGGCUGGGGCUUAACAGAAAAUGACGAAACAUCGCCAAUUUUGAAAAAAGCGGACAUUCCGGUGAUCGAUCCCGUUGCGUGCUUGAAAACCGAUCGAGUGCUGUUCGGUCGAACUCUGGACGAUGGUUUGUUCUGUGCUGGAUAUACAAACGGAACCGGCGUCUGUAAUGGUGACAGUGGAGGAGGGUUGUUUUUCCGAAGAGCCAAUUCUUGGUUCCUGGGCGGAAUUGUGUCCUUUUCACAGAUUCGAUCAGACGGAUACAAGAAUUGUUAUAUGAAAGGUUAUGGAGCGUUCACGAAGGUGCACCAUUAUGUCCCGUGGAUCAGUGAAAUCAUGGGAAUGAGCUUUCAGCGAAAUAACGCCGUACAAGUUUGUAAAGCAGUUGAACCUAAUCAAACGAGUUUAUCUUCGAAGUUACUCCCUCGGCAUUGUGGCGUUUACAUUCCAAACCGUAUCAUUGGUGGAGUACAAGCCAAAGUAUUUGAAUUUCCUUGGAUGGCACUUUUAUUGGAAAACGACAAACCCUACAUGUGCCAAGGAACGUUAAUCAGCAAGCGUUAUAUCCUGACGGCUGCCCAUUGCUUUGGUUAUUCACUACCCGACAAAGUGCAUCUGGGUGAGCACACAAUCGAUCAGGAUGUUGAUUGCAAUGAUCGGGAUGAGGAUUGUGCGCCACCAGUCCGAGAAUACGACAUUGAAUGCAUCACCACACACCCAGAGUUUUCCUGGACGACAUUCGCUGAUGACGUUGCUCUGGUACGCUUGAGCGAAGAAGUUCGAUGUGAAGAUCACAUUCAGCCGAUUUGCUUACCGCACACAUCGGGCCUCAGAAACUACCAGCCACCUCGGUACAUUGUCACCGGAUGGGGUGAUGACACCGAUAGACUGUACCGAAAAAUCUCGAAUAUUCUAUUUAAAGUAACCAAUCUAUUAGCCCCCCAUGCCGAAUGUUACCAGUAUAGACCCAACAAUAUUACUGAAAAACAAUUGUGUGUCGGACCAAUGGGUUUUGGUGGCCCUUGCAUCGGUGAAGGUGGUGCCCCAUUGGGCUAUGGAGCCAAACUCUACGGAAUGCGAUUUGUACAGUUCGGUAUCGAUUCGAUAGGGGAGUUGUGUGGUUCGGGACCAAAGUUUUACUCUAAUGUGUCUUAUUAUAUGGAUUGGAUCAUAGCCAACAUGAAACCGUGA